AUGACUAUGAUGUUAUAUCCGAGCUGUGCAAAAUACCUGACGCCCGAGAAAGAUGGGGUCAUGUUCGAAAAUCAUAAAAAUCUUCUACAGACGCCAAACGAGUCAGAUGAUAGUCAUGCUGAUGCAGAGCUGAUAGAUGAAGAAUUCAGUCCACAGCAUCUCAUCCCGGAUACAUUCUGUGUUCAUGCUACGCCAUGA
Paracoccidioides brasiliensis Pb18 is the source of this 198-nucleotide messenger RNA. RefSeq lists its product as uncharacterized. The transcript has a single exon. Bases 1 to 198 code for a protein of 65 amino acids. The record is from RefSeq and is a predicted model, not a curated record.